Nicotiana tabacum (common tobacco) is the source of this 1762-nucleotide messenger RNA. NCBI's taxonomy places the organism in Eukaryota, Viridiplantae, Streptophyta, Magnoliopsida, Solanales, Solanaceae. The record is from RefSeq and is a predicted model, not a curated record.
CGUAUAUGCUUUGCAUCCUUCAUUCAAGAGGUAUAUAUAAGCCAUCUACCGUUCAUAAUAUAAAAAAAUAACAAUAUUCAUAUCAAUUAAUCAAGUAUACUCUGCGUUGUCACGACUCAAAGCUGUGCGCUCUUCCGUUUCCGUCUGUGAAACCCUAAUCUCAGAUAACAUAGCUUGUCUUUAUAGUUAGGAUGGCAUCUGGGUCUAGCCAACCCCAGUUUCGAUACACACAGCCACCAUCAAAGGUCCUUCAUUUGAGAAACUUACCAUGGGAGUGCACAGAGGAGGAGCUGAUCGAAUUGGGGAAGCCAUUUGGUAAAGUCGUUAAUACCAAGUGUAAUGUUGGAGCGAACCGGAAUCAGGCAUUUAUAGAGUUAGCAGAAUUAAAUCAAGCUAUUGCAAUGAUAUCGUACUACGCCUCUUCCUCAGAACCGGCUCAGGUACGAGGGAAAACCGUCUACCUACAAUAUUCUAACAGGCAAGAGAUAGUGAACAACAAAACUACAGCAGAUGUAGCUGGAAAUGUGUUGUUGGUUACAAUUGAGGGGAAUGAUGCCCGCCUUGUCAGUAUUGAUGUUUUACAUUUGGUGUUUUCAGCUUUUGGAUUUGUGCACAAGAUUACAACAUUUGAGAAGACUGCCGGGUUCCAGGCUCUGGUGCAAUUUUCUGAUGCAGAAACCGCUACUUCAGCAAAGGAUGCCCUGGAUGGAAGAAGCAUUCCCAGUUACUUGAUUCCAGAACUUGGACCAUGUACGCUUAAAAUCACAUAUUCUGCUCAUACGGAUCUGAGCGUGAAGUUUCAGAGCCAUCGUAGCAGGGACUACACCAAUCCUCACCUUCCCAUUGCUCCCUCAGCCAUAGAUGCAAGUGGUCAGUUCAGUUUGGGUUUGGAUGGGAAGAAACUGGAACCUGAGAGUAAUGUUCUUCUUGCUUCCAUUGAGAACAUGCAGUAUGCAGUUACCUUGGAUGUCCUACACACGGUUUUCUCAGCUUUCGGUCCUGUACUUAAGAUUGCUAUGUUUGAUAAGAAUGGAGGGGUUCAGGCUCUGAUACAAUAUCCUGAUGUACGCACAGCUGUUGUUGCGAAGGGAGCUUUAGAAGGACAUUCCAUAUAUGAAGGUGGAUAUUGCAAGCUUCAUGUCACUUACUCUCGACACACUGAUCUUAGUAUAAAGGUUAAUAAUGAUCGCAGCAGAGAUUACACAAUCCCAAAUACCCCUAUGUUGAAUUCUCAACCUUCAAUCUUUGGGCAGCAGCCUCAGAUAGGAGGUCCAGGUGUUCAUCCAUACGGUGGCCCUGCCCAUUAUGCUCCAGCUCCAGGUGUUGCUCCGCCUCAGCAUUCUGCAGGCUGGAACUCUGCUGCCGCCACAGCAAAUCCAGGAAUGCCAAUGCAGAUGCAUAGUCACCCUUACAUGCCACCUGCUAGUGUGCCUCCUCAGAUGGGCUCCGGGGUGAUGCCAAUGCAUGGACAGAAUGGCAUACCUUAUUCUACUGCAAUGCCUCCUUAUCAUCAACAGUAGCACUAACGUGAAAAGGCUUUUCAUACCAGGGUUCCUUAAUUUUGUUGCAGAGAGAUGUUAACCAAAAUGUGACAAGUCUUUUGGUCCUAACUGCAUAUCUUGGUUCUUUUUGUCUGUCUUUAGCUCUUUUCUUUUGGGUCACUGAAUGGUCCCGUUGCUGCUUUUAGGCACUACAUUGUACAAUAUUCUUGGUCACCUUUCAUCGCUAUGAAUUAUAUUAUGGAGCAAAGGCUUUGAUUUCA